AUGCAGCUACGCACUAUCCUGCUGGCUGUUGUAGCCUCUGCUCUUACCACCACGUGCGGUGCUUUUACGGCCGAAGAUGUGGGCCUUGUCACGCUCUCCAAGAGCGGUUUAACCGACCACAAGGCAACGGAUCAACGUGCCGAGCGGCGCUUGAGAAAACACGACACCGUUGGUGACGAGAAUGAAAUAAAUCAAGACUCACAAGACGAGGCGAGAGGUUUGCAAGUACCGCCGUGGUUAGCCAACAUUGUCGGGAAUCUAGACGAUGUUGAGAAAGCACUCACCAAGUUGACCAAGGGACAAUCGAAUCUGGAGAUCACAAAACACUACGACACCCUUGUAAAGGAUAUCGCGGACUCGUUUGUAAAGCUGGAGCGCGUGGGGUAUACUCCAACUAAACUACAAAAUGCCAUCAAGAACAAAGAAAUGGUCGUUGAAAACCCUCAUUUGUUUCUCGAGGCUUUUCAGACGUAUUGGAGGACAGUUCCGCGGCUGAAACCACUUGCAUAA
This is a messenger RNA of Phytophthora infestans T30-4, 510 nucleotides long. Its product is annotated as secreted RxLR effector peptide protein, putative. The coding region runs from base 1 to 510 and encodes 169 amino acids. The transcript has a single exon. Lineage: Eukaryota; Oomycota; Peronosporomycetes; Peronosporales; Peronosporaceae. The record is from RefSeq and is a predicted model, not a curated record.